Molecule: messenger RNA, 324 nt
Organism: Suillus subalutaceus
Lineage: Eukaryota; Fungi; Basidiomycota; Agaricomycetes; Boletales; Suillaceae
Exons: 2
Source: RefSeq, a predicted model, not a curated record
AUGGUCCCACACCGCACUUGGUUCAAACCAGGAACAUAUUGCGCAAUCCAUCCAGCGCGCAAGAUCAGUUUCGGCAAUGACUCCACAGUGGACGCAAUUGGAAAAGGAAUGGUUACUUUUCGCACCACCAUAAAGGGGCAGAUAUAUGAUGUCGAACUAUCUGAUGCACUGCACGUACCGCCCAGCCAGGUUGAGAUCGCCUCACUGGCCUUCACGAUAUCGCUCAUAUCAGUUUCCAAACUUGCGCGCCACGGACUGUCCACACGUUUUGAUGCCUCAACAGACAAUUGUGGGGUUCACAAAGGCACAAACCUUGUCCUAACU